AUGUCUAAAAACGAAACAUUCUUUUUCACUUCUGAAUCCGUCGGUGAAGGUCAUCCAGACAAGCUUUGUGAUCAGGUCUCCGAUGCUGUUUUGGAUGCUUGUUUGACCGUCGACCCUCUAAGUAAGGUCGCCUGUGAAACCGCUGCUAAGACCGGUAUGGUCAUGGUUUUCGGUGAAAUUACCACCAAAGCUCAACUGGACUUCCAAAAAAUUAUCAGAGACACUGUCAAGCACAUUGGUUACGACCACUCUGACAAGGGUCUGGACUACAAGACCAUGAGCGUUCUUGUCGCCAUCGAGCACCAAUCUCCUGAUAUCGCUCAAGGUCUUCACUACGAGAAGGCUUUGGAGGAGUUGGGAGCCGGUGACCAAGGUAUCAUGUUUGGUUAUGCUACUGAUGAAACUGAUGAGAAGUUGCCUUUGACCUUGCUUUUGGCUCAUCAACUGAACCACGAGCUGGCUUCUUGCAGAAGAUCUGGAUCUCUUCCAUGGUUGAGACCAGACACCAAGACCCAAGUUACUAUUGAGUACAAAUACGACAACGGUGCUGUUAUUCCUCUGAGAGUUGACACUGUCGUCAUCUCCGCCCAACACUCCGAAGAGAUCACCACUGCUGACAUUAGAGUGCAAUUGACUGAGCACGUGAUCAAGAAGGUUAUUCCAAGCCACCUGCUGGAUGAGAAGACAAAGUACCACAUUCAACCAUCUGGCAAGUUUAUCAUUGGUGGUAUCGCCGGUGACGCUGGUUUGACUGGUAGAAAGAUUAUUGUCGACACUUACGGUGGAUGGGGUGCUCACGGAGGAGGAGCCUUCUCCGGUAAGGAUUUCUCCAAGGUCGACCGUUCCGCUGCUUACGCUGCCAGAUGGGUUGCCAAGUCUCUUGUACACGCCAAGCUGGCCAGAAGAUGUUUGGUCCAAUUCUCUUACGCUAUUGGUGUUCCAGAGCCUCUUUCCAUCUACGUUGACACAUACGGUACCUCUACCUACUCAUCUGACGAAUUGGUCAAGAUUAUCAACAAGAACUUCGACCUGAGACCUGGUGUUAUCGUGAAGGAGCUAGACCUUGCCAGACCAAUCUACUUCAAGACUGCUUCCUACGGUCACUUCACCAACCAAGAAAACCCAUGGGAGCAGCCAAAGGUUCUUAAGCUUUAA
This is a messenger RNA of Komagataella phaffii GS115, 1155 nucleotides long. RefSeq names its product S-adenosylmethionine synthetase. The coding region runs from base 1 to 1155 and encodes 384 amino acids. Gene Ontology annotation, cellular component: cytosol. The transcript has a single exon. Gene Ontology annotation, biological process: S-adenosylmethionine biosynthetic process. Lineage: Eukaryota; Fungi; Ascomycota; Pichiomycetes; Pichiales; Pichiaceae. Gene Ontology annotation, molecular function: ATP binding; methionine adenosyltransferase activity. The record is from RefSeq and is a predicted model, not a curated record.